CCGGGAACAACAGCAAAAGGCAGGUUCGGCUGCUUAUAGCAUUUCUGUGAUUCAACUUGGCCCUCUGCUCUGUUUCAUUGACUCAUGGAAAGAACAGCGUUCACAAAACCAGGCAAAGUAAAUUGAAAAAAAAAACACCAAUUCAGAAAAGGAGAGCAAGCAAAUACUAAAGAUACCUUUGUUUAAGAAAACAUGGAAAUGACAUGAAUUGUGAAAAGAACAUUCUUCCCAGAAGACGCCAUCACCAAAGUUUUUGUCGCCCACAGUGCACGGUUUGCAAGCAGAAUGGAUGGUACAACUUCUCUUUCCGCUGGAAACCUUUCCAUUCUCUUUAACUUUUCAAAGAGAAAUUUCACCUUUGAUCAUUUUGACCAAUGCUAUUCACCAUCUGCCAUGAUUUUCAUAUUAGCUCUGAUUUACAGUGCUAUCAUGAUCUUCGGGGUUUCUGGCAACCUACUUCUAAUUGUUAUCAUCAUGAAACAGAAGGAAAUGCACAAUGUCACAAACAUUCUGAUUGUCAACCUGUCAGUCUCCGACCUGCUCAUCAGUAUCAUGUGCUUGCCUUUCACUUUUGUCUAUACGUUCAUGGACCACUGGAUUUUUGGUGAGGCCAUGUGUAAGCUGAAUACCAUGAUACAGUGCAUCUCCAUAACUGUCUCCAUCUUCUCCUUGGUGCUGAUUGCUGUGGAGCGCCACCAGUUGAUCAUCAACCCCCGUGGUUGGAGACCCAACAACAAGCAUGCCUACCUAAGCAUUGCCAUUAUGUGGACAGUGGCCAUCCUCACAGCACUGCCUUUUCUACUUUUCCACGUUCUAACAAGCGACCAGAUCCAGUACGACGCUAGAUACUCAGCGGAGUUUGCUGUGAAGUAUUUGUGUUUUGACCAGUGGCCAUCAGAAAACCAGAGGCUUGUCUACACCACUUAUCUCCUGAUACUGCAGUACUUUGCUCCGCUCUGCUUCAUAUUCAUCUGCUACUUCAAAAUAUAUGUGCGCCUGAGGAGAAGGAAUACCAUGAUGGACAAGAUGAGAGAGAAUAAAUACAGGGCAGAUGAGAACAGAAGGAUCAACAUUAUGCUAAUCUCCAUUGUAGUUGCUUUUGCAGUCUGCUGGCUACCUCUCAACGUUUUCAAUGCUAUUUUUGAUUGGAACCAUGAGGUUAUUAAUAAUUGCCAUCAUAAUCUAGUUUUCUCUUUAUGCCAUCUGACAGCAAUGCUCUCGACCUGCACAAACCCCAUUUUUUAUGGAUUCCUCAAUAAGAACUUUCAGAGGGACUUGCGAUCAAUUCUCCAUUACUGUAAAUGCAGCUCCAGAGAGGAGGACUAUGAAGCUAUUGCCAUGUCAACCAUGCAGUCUGAGAUUUCCAAGAGCUCUUUGAAACAGACAACACAAAUUGCUUGAGAUUUGUUGAUUCCAAAGUAUUGCCUGAAUAGUGUGAACAGUAAUUGGUGCCCCCAACUAUGCUACUGAAUAUUACUACAGAUCAUUCUACCUAUAUGAAGCAAAACAUCUACUCAACGUCUUAAAUAAUCACAUGAGUUUUAUAUUUUAGCUAUUAAACAGGAGAUUGCUUACAACUUGCUCUUUCUGGUCUAUGUUCCAUAAUUGGUAACACUUAUGCUACUUUUGAAGAAGACUUUGCUAAAAUAGUUCAAGGUCACAAACUGAACAGCGUGAACUUUAUAACUUCUCUUUAUGUCUUCUUGGUUACAUUGGAAAGGGCAUAUUUUAUUACCUAUCUGAAUUCUUUUCAAAUUAUAUUCUGUUAGCAUGCACACUAUUUUCAAGACCUUUAGAUGUAUUAACAAAAUUAGUUCUCUAUAUUGAUGUCAUGGAAGAACUGAAGCUGAAGGUUUUAGCUUUCUUCUCAAGAUGAGAGGAAAAUCAAAGGACCAGCUACCUCAUUCUGUUGCCACUUUCCUCCCAGUAGCAAAGAAAUGGAUGGGUAGUAUUGUUUCCGUUGGGCAGAUGAUAGUCAAGAAUAGAGGACUUGUAAAUAAGGAAGUCAUUGAUUUUGAGAAUCUAUUUCACAAAAAAAGCUUUUCUUUUACAGGCUUGAUUUUACAAAUAUACUCCCGUUAAGAACUAAGCAAAAUCUGCAGCAGAUAUUUUGAACCAAAAAAAAUCUUGGUGCGAUAACAAUGUUGUUUGUGGGUUCUUUUGACAUAUUGUAUUAUUAUAGUGUCAGCAUUGUCCAAUGUUAUAUAUUUGAUGCAUGUUAAUGUUUGAAAAGAAGAACACCAUCAGUAAUAAUAAGCAUACUUUUCAAAAGUUACUUAUUAAAGGUUUAUCAUUGCCAGAACAAACAAUUAUUAAAAUGAGUUUUUAAAAAAACAGAUCCCUACUUUUGACAGUGAGAUACUGCCAAAUCAUUACACAGGUGAUGUUUAUUAAGUUAUAUUUACUUGCUGUUACAUGACCUUUCAACGGGUUAUUUUGCAAUCUCAGCUUGGUCAAAAGUGCUUGAGCAAGUGUAUUUAACAUCAUGCCUCAUGGGUAAAGUUGUGCAGAAAUUAACAUUGAGGAUACAAAGAAGAAGAAACAGUGUAUUAUUUAUUCUGUUUUGGAAUUCUAUAGUUAUCUUAAAAAUGUGACAGUGAAAGCAUUUACUGUUAUUGAAGCUAAACCUAUCAUUGUGGUUUUAGUUCUGAUUUCUUGUACUGAAGAAGGGUCUUAGCCCAAAUCGUCAAUUGUUUACUCUUUUCCAUAGAUGCUGCUUGACCUUCUGAGUUCCUCCAGCAUUUUGUGUGCAUCAUUUUUGAUUUCUAGCAUCUGCAGACUUUCUUAUGUUUAUGUUCCUCGUACAGAGUUAGCUUAACUCAUUCAGAGGAGAGGUAAAAGCAUUCUGGGUCAGAGAUGGGAAAUUCAAAAUUCAACAACUUUGUCAGGAUCAUUCAUUCAGGCUUCAAAGAAUGCUUCAUUUGGGAUGCCCUGGGAUUAUGAAGAACAUCAUAUAAAUGUAAGUCUGUCUAUUGUUUCUCCUCUUCUGCUGGAAGUCCUUGUCUGUAUUUUCGGUAAGAAGGGGAUCAUGCUCAUAUUUGAUGUCCAAUGAGGUGUAGAUUAAAUAAACUCAUCAUGUGUGAAUUUGGGAGUGGUGGUAAUGUGGAGCAGGAGUGUGAUUAAUCCAGUGGACCAAACUACUGUAUAUGAAUCCAUGGUUUUGUGUCCAAUUGAUAUUAUCUGCCAAUAUGAUAGUUCAGUUUUUCGUUGUAAAUAACAGUUGGUGAUUUACGUGGUGAUGUGUGUGUGUAUAGUACAUGAAUGUGUGCAAGUGUCUAUGUGUGUAUGCUUGUAUAGCAUGGGUGUGUGUGUGAGCGUGUGUGAACAUUGUACAGGAUCCUCAGAAGUGUUGACUCCCUUGGUGAGAUUGACAAAAUCAAGAGAGGAAGAAACCUAAAUUGGGAAGAAUAGAAUAAAAUCAAACUGAACUAAAUGUAACAAUUCUUGGCGAAAUUCAAAAAUGCUUUGCUAGGUUUAAUGAAAUAAAAACAAGUUCAAGCUUUGAUCUAAAAUCUUUGAAUGUCAACUUGGCCUGGUUCAAUGUCUAAGAAUAUGAAACAGGAUGCUGUGGCCUUAUUGCUCACUACAUGGAAGUCAUGGAAGGGUAUAACAAAUGUUCGUAUGAUACUAAGGCGAUUCUGCAUUUUACAAAAAGGUCUUAGAAUGAGAAACUAGGACAAUCAAGAUUCCAACACCACUGAAGAAUGUCAAAGAGCCCUGUCAGUAUCCAGAUUGAUAAUCCUUCCUCAGCCUAGAACACCAUGAAGAGUUACAUCUACUAUUCAUCAUGUUCAUUGUGGGACCUGGCUUAACAUAAUAUGGUCUCAUGCCUGAUCUAAGUGUUUUGGUAAAAAUGCCAAAUAAAUAUAAACCCUUUCCAUACAGUAUAUAACAGAACCAAAUAAUUUCAUAUUGAACACAUCCUGCAAGUAUCAGUGAGGUUCUCUGAAAUAGGUAAAAUUAAUAUGAAUUGCGUGGUUAUUUUUCAGUAGUUGAAUGCAUACAAUUUGAAGUACAUUUUAUAGAAGAAAUUCCAUGAUCCAUCAGAAUGAAGGAGAGUAUAAAUUAACAAGAGCUUUAUUUUGCACUUUUAUAAACUUAUAAUUAAUGGAAUGAAGAGAAGGACAAAGUAGCUAAACAUCAACUGAGAAAUAAAUUACUUGCACUGUAAGACUAAUUUGGCUAGAAAUUCAGAUCUAGUAAGCUGUGUAAUGAAGCAAUGCCUGCCACAAGGUAGUUAUCUAGUAGAUAAUUGGGCUUGUGGAUGAUUGAACCUCACAUAAUCGGUGGUUACGGCUGGAGAAGGAUUCCUCUGAUUCUCUUCCCUUGUGAAAUAAAUACAUCUUAUAAAAGAAUUGCAAAAAACCAAGGGCAUUCCAUCAUCGUUACCUUUUUUCUAUCAGAAUCAUUGUUCAGACACUGAUGUACUUUCUCUUUCCCAAAGGGAGUAUGUGGACGUGGGUUAACAAUCUAACUUCUGAACUCAUUGAGGCCAUCAUGGCAAAUGGAACAGACUAAUUUCACCCUGAAGUAAAACUGCACACUCUCCUGCUUUAAGAAUAGCUGAAUGGAUAGCUAUCAGUCUGUGAACAUGUUUACAGAAUACCUUGAUCAACAAUGUGCUUUAAGGGGAGAUGGUAGUGUCGAGAAUCUUUGUAUGUCUUGCCAAGGAUAUCCAUCAACAAACACGGAUUUGCAAUGUUGACAAUCAAAUUAAGUAGCACCCCAAAGCAAUUGUUAUGUGCAAUUAGGUCAGUCUAUUCAACACAGCGGAGUCAAUGACUGAAAUUCACAUUGCCACUCAUUGUAAUGUUUUCAGCACAGAGCUAGCACCAACUUCAAUGUUGACUAUCUUAGCAUGUAAGCAGCAGUCUGAGUUGUACAGGCAACAAAUACCAAGAUGUGAAGUCGAAGUGCAGUCCUCGGUGCCACCACUUUUUGAAAAUAUUAACUAUUUUAAAGGAAUUUAAAAACUCAAAACACUAAUUGAAUUGAGUGAGUUCCAUUGGAAUCCCAUUAGCAAAUAAUCUGAAAGUUUUUCAUAAUUCCUUUAGGUGGGAGGGAAUCAUUUAUCCUGCUGUCCAGUGUUAACACAAUGAGAUAUUUAUAUUGUUGAACUCCUAGUUCACAGUAUUGACAUAAAUCUGUCUUGUACAUUGAUCAGUAUCCUGGUUUCCAUACUAUGCACACUUCCAGUAGAUAACAGCAUUGUGCAUAUUUCUCUCUUUCUUGUAUCCGUGCCAAGCUACAGGUGAGUGAGACACUAAUGUGGAACAAAUCACAAACAUUUGCACCAAAACAAACCAGUGUGUGGCGGAAUUAUGUGGCCUAUUAGCCUUGGGUAAUUGUAGUCUUUUAAGAUGAUUCAUAAAUGCGACUCCAGGUAAAACUUAGACAAAUCAUGAAUUAUUUUCUUUCUCACACUGUACAAAAAUGAGAUUAACAUUUUCCAACCUGAUUUUGAACUACAGCCUGUAAGUAGAGCAAAACAAAGUAAUGGCACAUAAAUAAAUGUACCGUAUGGCCAGAGUGACCAAUUUUUAUGAGUUGUGAAUAUUUCCAAGAGUAAUAUAACAGAGAAUGGAACUGCUAAUAUAAAGGAGAAUUUCUUCAAGAUUAAACUGGACAUUCAAUAUAAUUAUGGAGAAGGACAGGACUGGACCUAGAGUUGAGAUUUUUGAUUGGAGAAAGGCUAACUUUGAGGGGAUGCGAAGGGAUUUAGAGAGAGUGGAUUGGGUCAAGUUGUUUUAUGGGAAGGAUGUAAUAGAGAAAUGGAGGUCAUUUAAGGGUGAAAUUAUGAGGGUACAGAAUCUUUAUGUUCCUGUUAGGGUGAAAGGAAAGGUUAAAGGUUUGAGAGCACCAUGGUUUUCAAGGGAUAUUAGAAAUUUGGUUCAGAAAAAGAGGGAUGUCUACAAUAGAUAUAGGCAGCAUGGAGUAAAGGAAUUGCUCGAGGAAUAUAAAGGAUGUAAAAGGAAUCUUAAGAAAGAGAUUAGAAAAGCUAAAAGAAGAUACGAGGUUGGUUUGGCAAAUAAGGUGAAAGUAAAUCCGAAAGGUUUCUACAGUUAUAUUAAAAGCAAGAGGAUAGUGAGGGAUAAAAUUGGCCCCUUAGAGAAUCAGAGUGGUCAGCUAUGUGUGGAACCGAAGGAGAUGGGAGAGAUUUUGAAUGAUUUCUUCUCUUCAGUAUUCACUAAGGAGAAGGAUAUUGAAUUGUCUAAGGUGUGGGAAACAAGUAAGGAAGUUAUGGAACCUAUGACAAUUAAAGAGGUGGAGGUACUGGCGCUUUUCAGAAAUUUAAAAGUGGAUAAAUCUCCGGGUCCUGACAGGAUAUUUCCCAGGACCUUGAGGGAAGUUUGUAUAGAAAUAGCAGGAGCUCUGACGGAGAUCUUUAAUAUGUCAUUAGAAACGGGGAUUGUGCCGGAGGAUUGGCGUAUUGCUCAUGUGAUUCCAUUGUUUAAAAAGGGUUCUAGAAGGAAGCCUAGCAAUUAUAGACCUGUCAGUUUGACAUCAGUAGUGGGUAAAUUAAUGGAAAGUAUUCUUAGAGAUAGUAUUUAUAAUUAUCUGGAUAGACGGGAUCUGAUUAGAAGUAGCCAGCAUGGAUUUGUGCGUGGAAGGUCAUGUUUGACAAACCUUAUUGAAUUUUUUGAAGAAGUUACGAGGAAUGUUGACGAGGGUAAGGCAGUGGAUGUAGUCUAUAUGGACUUCAGCAAAGCCUUUGACAAAGUUCCACAUGGAAGGUUAGUUAAGAAGGUUCAGUCAUUAGGUAUUAAUGCUGGAGUAAUAAAAUGGAUUCAACAGUGGCUAGAUGGGAGAUGCCAGAGAGUAGUGGUGGAUAAUUGUUUAUUGGGAUGGAGGCCGGUGACUAGCGGGGUGCCUCAGGGAUCUGUUUUGGGCCCAAUGUUGUUUGUAAUAUACAUAAAUGAUCUGGAUGAUGGGGUGGUAAAUUGGAUUAGUAAGUAUGCCGAUGAUACUAAGGUAGGAGGUGUGGAUAAUGAGGUGGAUUUUCAAAGUUUGCAGGGAGAUUUAUGCCGGUUAGAAGAAUGGGCUGAACGUUGGCAGAUGGAGUUUAAUGCUGAGAAGUGUGAGGUUCUACAUUUUGGCAGGAAUAAUCCAAAUAGAACAUACAGAGUAAAUGGUAGGGCAUUGAGGAAUGCAGAGGAACAGAGAGAUCUAGGAAUAACUGUGCAUAGUUCCCUGAAAGUGGAGUCUCAUGUAGAUAGGGUGGUGAAGAGGGCUUUUGGAACGCUGGCCUUUAUAAAUCAAAGCAUUGAGUACAGAAGUUGGGAUGUAAUGCUAAAGUUGUACAAGGCAUUGGUAAGGCCAAAUUUGGAAUAUUGUGUGCAGUUCUGGUCACUGAAUUAUAGGAAAGAUAUCAAUAAAUUAGAGUGCAGAGACGAUUUACUAGGAUGUUGCCUGGGUUUCAGCAAUUAAGUUACAGAGAAAGGUUGAACAAGUUAGGUCUCUAUUCAUUGGAGUGUAGAAGGUUGAGGGGGGAUUUGAUCGAGGUAUUUAAAAUUUUGAGAGGGAUAGAUAGAGUUGACGUGAACAGGCUGUUUCCAUUGAGAGUAGGGGAGAUUCAAACUAGAGGACAUGAUUUGAGAGUUAGGGGGCAGAAGUUUAAGGGAAACACGAGGGGGUAUUUCUUUACUCAAAGAGUGAUAGCUGUGUGGAAUGAGCUUCCUGUAGAAGUAGUAGAGGCCAGUUCAGUUGUGUCAUUUAAGGUAAAAUUGGAUAGGUAUAUGGACAGGAAAGGAGUGGAGGGUUAUGGGCUGAGUGCGGGUAGGUGGGACUAGGUGAGAUUAAGGGUUCGGCACGGACUAGGAGGGCCAAGAUGGCCUGUUUCCGUGCUGUGAUUGUUAUAUGGUUAUAUUGCAGCUGUAGUAGUCUUUAUCAUUGGUUUUCUUUUGGCCCCCUAUCAUAAUUUUACUUGGAUGAAUAACAAGUAUUUUCCCAAAUUUCUGCUUGUCAUUCUUUGCAAAAUGGUAUUGAAAGUGCUGAUUUAAAAAUCUUACUGCCUUGGAUUUCCAGCAUCUGCAGAAUUUAUUGUGUUUCUGACUUUCUACAUUGGACUUGUUAGUGGACAUAGAGUUGUACUGUUUCUAUAACUCCAUUUAAAAUUUUUAUGAAUGAAAUGUUAAAAGUAAUCCUUUAAUAGGUGGCAACAAUUUACUGUGUGGAUCACAUUCUUCAGUAACUAAUUAUUUCUAAAAUAUUUUGGCUUGAUAUUAUACUCUUCUGAAGUAAAGAAUGAUGUCGAAUUAAAAGUUACACAGUGUUGGAAAAUUAGAGGUCUGCAAAAAAAAGGGAAAUCAGCAAGGAAUAAAUAGAUUAUGUGGGUAAGUUAGCAAGAAAUAUAAAAGCAACUCAAAAAGCAUUUAAAAAGGAAAAUAGUAAGGCCCACAUUGGUUCCUCAGAGCAUACAAAUAGGAAAUUAAUAGAAGGAAGUAAGGAAACUUAGGAGAUUUUAAAUAAUAUCUUUUGCUAUAUUCAUAAUGGAAGUGAUUGAGAACUUCAGUAGAAAAUCCAAGUUCAAAAGGGAGGGAGGAUCUUCAAAACAAUCACCAGGUAAACUGGAUUAAGGCUGAUGAAUCUGGACCAGAUUGUUUCUAUCCUAGGAUCUUAAAAGGAGUGACUGUUGAUAGUAGUAAGAUCUUCCAAAAUUCCCUCAAUAUUAGGUAACCUGCAGUGCAUUGUAAAACUACAAAUAUAACAAGAAAGGAGAGGGGCAGAGAGAAGAUGACUAAAUAUGUAAGAACUCAUGGCAUGAGGUUAAUUUAGUAUCAUGGUUAGUAAACUAACCAACAUUAAACAUGAAGUUGGGAUAAAUGAAUAAUUUUCAUUUUGACAAGCUAACUCGUGGGGUGUCAUGGUGUCUAAUCUAUAUGUGUAUGGUAGCCGGAUCUGCAGAAAAUACUAAACAGGUAGAAGUGCUGGUUGUGAGGAGGAUACAGCAAGUCUGCAAUGGGAUAAAUAUAGUUUACACCAUCGGGAAGAAUUUAGUUUACGGAAUACAAUGUGGGGCAUGAUAGAAAAGCAGAAUAUUGUUUAAAUGGAGAGGGGUAGUAGAAGGCUGCUAUACAUGAGGAUUUGGGUGCCCUUAUACAUGAAAUACAGUCACUUGUUAAAGUGUAGCAAGUAAUCAAUAAGACAUACGAAGUUUUGGCUUUUAUUGCAAAUAAGUAUUGAGUAUAAAAGUACGAUAGUCUUACUACAACUGUACAGGGCAUUGAUGAGACUACCUUGUGCAUGUCUCUGGUCUCCUGACUUAAACUGGGAAAUACCAGGUUGAUUCCUGGGAUAAAGGGGGUGGAGUAAGAACAGGUUGCACCAACACCAUUUGUAGUUCAGAGGAAUAGAGAGCAUCAUAGAAGUAUGAGGCAGCUUGACAAAGAUGUUGCCUCUGAUGAAGAAAUCUAGAAUUGGGGACACCGUUUCAGAAUAAGGCAUUGCCUACUAAACAUGGCUGAAAAGGAAUUGCUCUUUACAGGUGAGAGUUUUUGGAAUUCUCAAGCUUUGGGAGUCAUGGAGUAUUUUCAAGACAGAUUUUAAGUCUUUGGUGGAGUCAGGGAUUAUGAAAAACAGGCAGGAAAGUGAGGCUGAGACCAGAAUCUGAUUAGUCAUAAUCUUACUGAAUGAUGCAACAGGUCUGAGGAGCCAAUGAUUUGCUCCUAUUUAUUGGACUAUCUUUUUAUCAACUGAAGGGUCACAUUGAAACAAUGUAUCAGAAUUUCAAAUUCUUUAUUAAAUAGUCAACAGGCCAGAAACAUUUUCUCUCUUAUCAUCCUUUCAACAGAUGCUCAAUGUUUUUAUUUCAGAUUUUUAAAAUUGUAAGUUGAAGUAUUUUUGCAUCUUAACAAGAUGCACAUUUUUAUACAGGAAAAAUGUAUUUCUGCUCUGUGUAAACUGAUGUAUUUUGUGGAUUGCAUCAAUAUCCAUACCUUUACCACAUACAGCCUAUUUUGUACUCAUGAGAUCAGAUCUGAAAACAUGCAGUGUAAAAAAAACCGCUAUGAUAGCAAAUAAGCAUUAAAUGUCCAACUGUUCUACAAAAGAAUAUAUUUGUGCAAUUUAGUGUUUAAAAAUAUUUGUUAUUGAUGUGAUGUUCAUUAUUUACAAGAAAAAUGUAUCAUUGGACCUCCACAGCAUCAUAUGAAUAAAAUAAAUUAUCUUGUC
Messenger RNA from Hypanus sabinus (Atlantic stingray), 10170 nucleotides. RefSeq names its product neuropeptide Y receptor type 1-like. Gene Ontology annotation, biological process: G protein-coupled receptor signaling pathway. The transcript is spliced from 5 exons. Gene Ontology annotation, molecular function: neuropeptide Y receptor activity; neuropeptide binding. The record is from RefSeq and is a predicted model, not a curated record. NCBI's taxonomy places the organism in Eukaryota, Metazoa, Chordata, Chondrichthyes, Myliobatiformes, Dasyatidae. The coding region runs from base 286 to 1401 and encodes 371 amino acids. Gene Ontology annotation, cellular component: plasma membrane; neuron projection.